Ciona intestinalis (vase tunicate) is the source of this 1100-nucleotide messenger RNA. NCBI's taxonomy places the organism in Eukaryota, Metazoa, Chordata, Ascidiacea, Phlebobranchia, Cionidae. The record is from RefSeq and is a predicted model, not a curated record.
UGUCCCAUCUUUCCCCACCCUACUGUAUAACUUAAAUCCGGUAUGUUUUAAUAAUUUUAUCUCUAAUUUAAGAUAUAUUAAUCUCACGGCUAUUUAAUUUGAUACAGCGAGCAUUCAAAAUGAGCAUCUUAUUAUAAAGCUUUUUUAGCGAACAAAAAACUGCUGGGUUUGUUUAACACCGAGCUUAGAUAUAUAAAAACAGCAAUCGCCUUUGUCGCGCACUUUAUAGUUGGACUGUGUGAAUGCUGUCAAAUAAUGUGGUAAAACUUGUUUUUGUCUAUGAUCAAAUGGGCAUACCGUAAAACGAGAUUUGAAAAAGUAGCCCUUCAUACCCCAUGUCCCAACUUACUAUACAUCAGUUAUUUUAUAAAGAUUUUUAAGUCAUUGUACCGAUUUUUUACGUCAUUAACUUUAAUGACGUCGAUGUUUAGUACCAAUAAUGGCGAUGGCGCAAUUUCCGGUUGAGAAAUGUGUCAAAAAUUUGAAUUGCUCCAGCGGUAUGUGCUGCGUUGGGUGUGGGGGAUAUUGCUGUAGCUUCAACAACUGGAUUAAAUGUGGGAAAAUAAAUGAAGUUGAAAAGCCAAGUUCCACAAAAUUGGCGAUCAUUCUAUCAUCGAUUCUUGUUCUGAUGGUCCUCGUGUUGUUGUUGCAAUCUUUGCUCAGGCGAAGGAUGCGCCGCCGUGCGGCCGACACGGAUGUGAACUUUCAACCCCGGGUAUCUGGUUUCGUCAAUAAUGAACUACCGGAAGUGACGUCACCACCCCAUUAUGACGACAUACACCUUUAUAAAGAGUUGGGUGCAGAUAACAAACAAGCGAUCUAUUAUUGCGUUCCUGGAAUAAAGGGCUACUUUGGUGUUGUGAGCGACCCUCCACCCCCCUACAAAGUAUAAACAAUCGUUGGAGAAAUUUGUUGUAAUAUCCAGAUGUCAAACAUAGGUGAAAAGUUACGUCACAAAUCUAUUUAUUCUUGAGCUUUAUUUUUUGCUUGUGACGUAACAAACCCCGCUGCGCUGUUUACGCUCGAAAACACUGAAUGUUUGAUUGUUUACGUCACAAUCGGCAUACCAAGCAGAACUGUUGAAUCAAGUGAACGUGGAA